This is a messenger RNA of Ictalurus furcatus (blue catfish), 5432 nucleotides long. It is a transcript of the gene selplg, whose product is annotated as selectin P ligand. The transcript is spliced from 2 exons. Gene Ontology annotation, biological process: hemopoiesis; leukocyte tethering or rolling. Gene Ontology annotation, cellular component: plasma membrane. Bases 558 to 1511 code for a protein of 317 amino acids. The record is from RefSeq and is a predicted model, not a curated record. Lineage: Eukaryota; Metazoa; Chordata; Actinopteri; Siluriformes; Ictaluridae.
UUUGUAGGUGGAUGAGAAGCUCAAACUAGAAAGCGUGGCGUAUGUGAUUCCAUGAAAUGCUCUGUAAAUAACUACACUUUUCAUUCCAAUGCUGCCUCUGUCAAACUGCAAAAGAAAACGAAGCCAUAGUUUCCAAAGUCUGCCUGUUCACUUUAAAUGGAACAUAAAGUGAAUAAACCCAAUAAAAUCUAAAAAAUAAAAAAUAGCCUCCUUGUUAUUUAUUUAUCCCCCCACCCCCAUUAAUUUUGCUUCAUGUAUCAAAUAAUCUGUGACUACAUUGUGGCCUUCAUUUAAGGAGGAAGUUUGAUGGUUGCAUAAUUAGCUGGUGUCACUGUCAUUUACUCAUAACUUGUUAGAUUAGGGAACUGCAGCUGAAACUCGUUCGCUUUAAGCUGACUCCUAUUUGCUCGUGUAAAGUUUGCGUCACAGUUUGAAACCUCAGCUUGGUCUGACACUGAGGCAACUUCCUGCACUUGAAUUAAACGGUGAGAAGUUUUUGAAGCCGUACAAGCCAUUUGAGCCGGAAAGAGCUACCAACCCAACAUCAGCUAAUAGCCAUGACUAACAAGCUCACCUUGCUGCAAUUUCUUUUUCUGCUGACUGUGAGCAGCUUGGUCUCAUGCAGACAUUUACUUGGUGUCGAAGAUCAGAAUCUGCAAAAUACAACAGUCUCCAACUACACACUGCAAUAUAACAAUGAAACUUUACUUCAGCCCACCAGUGGAACUCCCCAGACCACAGAGUUAAGAGAAGAACGGUCUGCUGCAGCUCCCGCAACCAGCCAGAAUAAUUCAGAAACGGCCCACGGCCAACCUUUACAGGGAAAUGGAACUUCUGGAAACCUUUAUAACAUUGAUGGAACUGAAACAAACAGCACCAAACACCAGUCAGCAGGUAACGGAAGUUUGGCAGGUACUGAAAGUCCUCCUCAAACCUCACUUCCUGAGAAAAAUGGCAGUUCGGACCCCACGAUGCCAAACUCUGCUCCCACAUUUUCUGCCUCAGUGAAACCUAGAAAUGGAGUGAAUGCCACAAAUCCUGUCCCUACUGUGGUGACGAUGCCUCAUGUGAGCACAGAUGGACCUUCAAGAUCAAGAACAACGGUCAAGCCAUUGGUUCCAUCAACCACAGAAUUAAGAACCACUCCGAAUCGCACACCAACUAAGCCACAUAGCACCAAAGUUUGUCCUACAGCCGAACCAAAAAGGGAAGGUCUCGUGAGUCGGUGCCUGAUUGCCAUCGCCAGUUUGACUGGUCUAGCGACCAUCUUCAUCAUGACCACCAUCAUCUUAGCCACAAAGUUGGCAGGCAGCAGAUACAGGCAGAGGGCGGGCCUGCUUCAUGAGACUGAGAUGGUCUGCAUAUCUGCCCUCAUGAAUGAUUCCGAUCAUCCCAUUCCCACACCGAAGCACCCUAAAAGCAAUGGCGCACUGAUCCCCAUCACUGAGGAUGAAGACGGUGAUGACCUCACCCUCAACAGUUUCCUGCAUGAUACAGAAGCUAUAGCAUAGAUAUUAGGUUCGUUUUUAUAUGCAAAUCUUAAACCUGACUGGAAAAUCAAAUCAAUCAAGCGUCUGCAUUGCGGAUGAAGAUGGAGUUGAUCUGACCCUCUUAAUUCUUCCUUCCUUAUGUGAGGUGUGUGUGGUGAAGCCAUUACCACUGGCUCUUUGUUUUAAUCAAGUAUUUCUAUAUUGCUGUUAAACAAGACUGAUGCACUUUGUAACCCUGAAUGUUUCUCAGAAAACCAGAGACUCGCAGAACUUGAAUCAUUUCUAAAAUACUUAGUCUCCAGAACAAACUGUGAGAAAAGCCUGCACUUUGGUCUACGCCAAAUUUGUUGUGUACUGAUGCAUAAAUAGAGAUUAGUUUCCUCUGGAGGCCCAACAGAAGCUGGUUGUCAGCACAGAUGAUAAUAUUUGUGUUUGUAAUGGUGUUGCAUAGGAAAUGUGUGAACUCAGACUGACAAAAGAGGAAGCGGAAGUGCGUAUUUAAACAUAGUUGUGCAUCAAUGUGUGACAGAAAAGCUGCCUAGUGAGAGCAACCUUGAACUGUGGCCUUCUUUCCAGCCAAACUGCACCAGAAUGUCUUAAUUCUGAAGCAGUGUGUGGUUGAUCAAUACCCCUACACGUGCAUAUUUAUACAUGUAGAUCAAAUGAACUGCUUUACUCAUGUUUUUUUAUAGUCCUGUUUAUAAGGAAGCUCUUACUCAGUGGCUGUACAUAAUAGGCUGAAAUAUCAUUUAACGUCAUUUGUAUGUUGUAAUCCACUGUAUUUUUUUUUUUUAAAUCACAAGUCAAUUGACUCAUGUAUUUUGCAGACUUGUGUUCCUGUUUCCAGUCGUCUCUUUUGUGAUUCAUAAGUUCCAAACAACAGGUCGGGUGCUGGUUUGUUAUAUGCAUGUGCAAGCGACAUCUUUCUGAGCUUUCUAUUGGUGGCGUGCAUCAGUACUAGGAUCACAACAUAAAAGUCACAUAAGCAGGUCGCUGUUCAUUAUCAUGGGUCCUUCUUCUUCUUCAUUCAUUCAUCUUCAGUAACUGAUUUUUAUCAUGGUUGGCAUUUUAUAGUUUAAAUGAUUUUUUUAACCAUAUAUAUUGGGAAAUAGAACUAACUUGCCAGCAGGUACAAUCCAAAAUAAUAUACUUCGUCAGGAAAAAAAACAAAAAAACACUCCCUGCAGGACUAGGUGUUAAAAUGGUCUGAAUUUCUUCAGGAGCCAACUAAAGUGGGAUUAAAGAAACAGUCCCAUGUACACCUCCAGUGUUUUUUUUUUUUAAAUUAUUAGUAUAAAACAGUUAAGUAGAUCUGAGAUAACAACAGGAGCAGGCACUCUUGCUAAUACAUUAAUCACUAAUUUCCCCCUUUUGGACUCAAAACAUAAGAACAUCACAUCUUUGCACCAUCAGCCUCAUUUCAUAGAAAAGACCGAUGUAUCUAAUAACAGCCACUUUUAACUUACACAUUCCUUCUAUUUAAAUAAGUGCUUUAUCUUGAUCCACCAGUCCAUCGCAGGGUGUCUCACACUCAUUCACACUUCAGAGCAAUUUAAAAUAGCCAAUCUAUCAUGUUUAUGGGAAGUCAGAGGAAACCCACACAGUCAUGAGGAGAACAAAACAAAAGUCCACACAGACCGUAACCAGAGCUUAGGAACAAACCGGAGACCCUGGAGCUGUGUCUUCUUUAUUGCUAUAUCUACAGUACAUUUGUUAAUAUUCUCCUGAGUUGUGUAAACAGUGGUGCACAAAAUACCGCAUUUAAAUGGACUGUAAGUGUAAUUGACCUUUUUGGUAUACAGGUAUUAGGUUAUAGUAUUAAAACUAUCCUAUUAAAGUGAACUCUGAGUGUAGAGCACGUUAAUAUUUUCAUUUCUUUACACGUUCCGAAUGAUCCAAAUGUAUGGUUGUAACUGUACUGAUUGUUUUGUAUGGUUAAAAACCUGCUCUAUGUAAUUUACUCCCAUGGAGGGACGUUUGUGCUUUUUAGUCCUUUAUCUUAUUGGCAUUGCUCAUGUGUUGAGCCUUCUGUAAAGAUUUCUUUAUAUUUUAUGUGGUAGCAGACAAAAUGUCAUGGUGGCAUCGAGCAUAAAUUAAAGUCUCAACCUUUUAAAAAUGUUAUUUAUUUAUUUGAAUUUUUUUUUUUACAGAUGACACAGUCAUUUAUUUUGUUUGUUAUUUCCCAUAACAUAAGAUUUAGAGUUUCCAUGUGUCUAAAAGAUUGCAAGUUCAAAUUACUCUUGGGGUCCUUGAUGAAGAUGAAGACCAAGAACAUUAACUGCUCAUCUGGCAGAUCAAUAAAUAUCAUUUAAAAUAAGAUGUGUACAGGACGUCUAAUGAUUUCAGUCCUCUGUACAUUUAUGUAUACAGUAUAUAAUAUGUAGUCUAAUGUAAGCUCUACAGUAGGCCUAUAGAUGGGAGGCUUAUUUUAAAACUUGUGCAUACAUGAACUGUGUGUGUGUGUGUGUGUGUGUGUGUGUGUGUGUGUGUGUGUGUGUUUGUGGCCAAGAGGCUGUAAUCGCAAAAGCCUGAUGAGAGAGAGAGAGAGAGCAGAAACCAGGUUCAGAAAUAAGAGCUACACCCAGCGCCCACAGAGCCUCACCCAUGGGAGGUGCACACCACACCGCACUUCAAACUGAGCCUUCAUCAUGUGGCCUAAAAGACUGAAAAUACAUUUUUUUGUUUUUCAAUUAUUCAAUAUUACUGUUAAGCCUGGAGAUGUAUGGUUUUUAUAUAGAGUACAUAUGCUGCAUGUCCAGACCAGGCAAUGAGAGAUACUGUAUAGUGGGGGAAAUAAGUAUAAGUGCUUUUUCCCAUAAUGAGAUGUUUCUUGUGUGACACCUUGGUAACGAAAAGCCUUUUUUUUAUAGACCAUCAAUUUACUAACCCAGCAGAUAUUAAUUUGCACAGAUAGGGGGUAUAAUUACUUACGGAUUUCAGCUGGUUCCUUGCAUUACCUUACCUUGGAGAACUGCUUUUUCUUAGCGUGUUCAAUACUUUUUUCGCGUGUCAUUCCACUUUAAUACACAUAACUUUAUUUAUGGACUUUAAUGUUGUGAAUUCUUUAUAUUUCCGGAUUUCUUGAGUUAAUACCGAUGUGUGGUGAAAAUUUCAUGUGAAUAGCCUCAUUGGAAAUAUAUUUACUGGAAAAGUGUUGACUCAUUCAAUACUUAUUUCCCCAACUGUACAAAGUAAAAAGAAAAAUAAGAGUUCAGUGCACAUACAUUUUAGUUAUUUGAGGUGUUUGUGAGCUUCUUCUAGGAAGUUAAGGCGUAAACUGCUGAGUUGUUAAAAGUGAAUCCAGAUUAUAGUGCACAAGUUAGUAAUUAAUCACUUAUUUAGAGUAUGUCAUGUUCAAGCUAAAAAAAAGCAUUUCUGGAAGCAGCUUCCAGUAUCAGAGGUAAAACUACACCGAUCAGCAAUGACAUUAAAACUACUAACAAGUGAAGUAACAUGUUGAUUAUCUCGUUACAAUGGCACCUGUCAAGGCAUGGGAUAUUUUAGGCAGCAAGUGAAGAGUCAGUUCUCAAAGUUGAUGUGUUGGAAGCAGGAAAAAUGGGCAAGUGUAAGGAUCUGAGUGACUCUGACAAGAGUCAAAUUGCAAUGGCUGGAUGACCGGGUCAGAGCAUCUCCAAAAUGGCAGGUCUUGUAAGAAGUUUCCGGUAUGCAGUGAUUAGUACCUACCAAAAGUGGUCAAAAGGAAGGACACCCGGUGAACUGGUGACAGGUUCAUGGGCGCCCAAGACUCACUGAUGUGCAUAGGGAGCGAAGGCUAGCCCAUCUGGUCGGAUCCCACAGAAGAUCUGCUGUAGCACAAAAUGCUGAAAACGUUAAUACUGGCUAUGAUAAAAAGAUGAUAUGGGCCUUGAAGCCGCAGACUGGUCAGAGUGCCCAAAACUGACCCCUGUCCACUGAGCAUCAGAACUGGACCAUGUUGACUUG